Molecule: messenger RNA, 7247 nt
Organism: Betta splendens (Siamese fighting fish)
Lineage: Eukaryota; Metazoa; Chordata; Actinopteri; Anabantiformes; Osphronemidae
Gene: trpm6
Product: transient receptor potential cation channel, subfamily M, member 6
Exons: 40
Coding region: 1087-7038 (1983 amino acids)
Biological process (GO): protein phosphorylation; monoatomic cation transmembrane transport; protein tetramerization
Cellular component (GO): apical plasma membrane
Molecular function (GO): monoatomic cation channel activity; protein serine/threonine kinase activity; ATP binding
Source: RefSeq, a predicted model, not a curated record
GUUAACCUGAUCAGGUGCAGACGUCAGCGCGUUUCCAGCUAAUGAGCGCAAAUAACGUGCGCGCACGCGGGCUAUUUAUGAGCCUACAGACUUGACGCAUACGUGUUUAAGUUACUUAUUAGCUCUCGUUAGCAGAAAAAGCUAAAUAUUAGCAGAGUUUAGCUGCUCUUUACAUGUUAACGUUAGCAAAACAAUAAAAAACCACCUGUUGGUAGUUAACCUAGUUUAGCUACGUGCCACGCAGCGGUUUGGCUAUUUAGCGCAGUAAGACCGCUUUAAAUAUCAAGCUAAUCACUUAAUAUGCAUUUAAAAAAGUAUAGAGUUUAUACAGUCAUAUAGUGUAACCUGGGCUUUACCUGUUGGAGUUUGUUACAUUUUUAUUACAUUUUUUUGUUGUUGACUUUACUUAGUCCACACGUUUGGUGCAGAUUACAGAUGAGGGCAUAAUUUGGCAUUUUAUUGAAUGGUUUGUCGGACUCCAUGUGAAUUUUUUUUUAGUUUCAAUUGUUUAUUUUUUUAUUUUUUUAUAUAUUUUAUUUUUUAUCCUUGUAUUUCUGCUUGUUUCAUGUGUAAAGAAUUUUGUGCGAGUGUUUGAUAAGUGCUCUAUAAAUAAAGUUUUUUUAUUAUUAUUAUUAUUUUUAUGUUGAAUGGAACCCUUAGAGCGACCGCCUCUAAGACACUGGACUGAUUUUCGUUUCAUAGCCAUGUGACAACUUCUCCACAUCUGGUGAACUUUACGACCUGUCUGCUCAUUUGUUGUUAAAACACUCCAAAUAUACAUACCACCAGCCGCACAAGACCCUGUUUAGUGUUUACACAGUGGGUCCAGGGAGGGAGCGCACCAGCCGCCACCUCAGGAAGGGGAUGUGUGCAUGUUUCCCAUCAACAGUGCUCGACUCAGGCAGUCCAUUGUUACGUGUGGCUGGGAAAGCGAGCACAGGAGCAGGACGGACCUUGAAAACGAAACGGGGCUGCAGGGAAGUCGAGCAGGAGGCAGGGAUUGAUACCACAUCCCUCUGGUGUUGUUAAGAGGGGUCGGUUAAGCAUUGAGGGGCAGGGAGGGCUCCACAGUUCGCAGGCACAGGGAUGGUCUUCACGAAGUCACGGAGGUCGUGGAUUGAGGAAACCUUCUUUAAGAGGGAGUGUGUGAAGUUCAUCCCCUCCUCCCGGGACCUACACAGAUGUACUCCACUAUGUCAAGUAUGCCAAAAUUUGAUCAGGUGUUGUUGUGGACGUCUAAUUGGGGAACAUUCUUGGCAAGAGUCCCUUCCUCCCAUGUCUUUCAAUCCUGGUCCUGGACAGGAUGUGGAUGAGGACUGGUCAAUACAGUGCCACACGAAAACCAGUCCUACUAAUGCUUAUGGGAUCGUAGACUUUCAGGACACUGCCACACGAGUCUGCCGGGCCAAGUAUGUCCGUGUGGCCGUGGACUCAAAACCCGAGUUGCUCUUCCAACUGAUGGUGAGAGAGUGGCAGAUGGAGAGACCCAAGCUGCUACUGAUUGUCCAGGGAGGCACAGAAAACUUUAGCCUGCCCCCUAAAGUCAGGCAGGCCUUUAGCAAUGGGCUGAUGACUGCUGCCCUCAGCACAGGGGCAUGGAUACUCACUGAUGGCAUCAAUACAGGCGUGUCUAAGUACGUAGGGGAUGCCAUGAAAACAUUUGGAGGCCAUGACCUGAGGAAAAGAAACACAGUUGGCGUCACACCCUGGGGGCUAAUCGACAACCACAUGGACCUCAUAGGCAAAGAUGUGUUCAGGCCCUACCAACCACUGGGGAACCCCUUCAGCAAGAGACCCUGUCUCAAUGGUUUCCACUCCCACUUUCUACUGGUGGAUGAUGGAACGCUGGGGAAACAUGGCUGCCAGCAAGACCUCAGGAGGAAGCUGGAGAAGCACAUCCAUCUACAGAGGAUACACCCUCGACUAAACCAAGGAGUGCCUGUGGUGUGUGUGGUGCUGGAGGGAGGUCCCGCCAUCGUGUCCACGGUGUGGGACUACGUCAGCCGCGCGCCCCCGGUGCCGGUGUUCGUGUUCGAGGGCUCGGGCGGCGCUGCCGACCUGCUGGCCUUCGCACACAAGCAGACGGUCGCUGACAGGCAGCUGGAUGCUGACAUUAAAGAGGACUUCCUUGUCAGGAUUGGAAAUGUGUUUGUGGUAGAUAGAGAAGAAGCCUCGCAGCUUUACAGUCUCCUCUUACAAUGUAUGGAUUACAGAGAUUCUAUAACCAUCUUUGACUCAGAAUCAGACGACCAGAUGACACCGGAUACAGCCAUUUUGUCCGCUACACUGAAGGGCACCAAGGCCAGUCCUGCUGAACAGCUGAGCAUGGCUCUGGCCUGGGAUAGAGCAGAUAUUGCACAGAAAGACGUCCUGGUGUGUGGACAGCACUGGAAGGUUGGUUCUUUAGAACAAGCCAUGCUGGACGCUCUGGUAAUGGACCGCGUCAGCUUCGUCAAACUGCUGAUUGAUAAUGGCAUGACAAUGAGCCGCUUCCUCACCGUGGAUCGACUCGAGGAGCUCUACAACACGCCACAUGGUCAAACGCGACUCUUCUUGCACCACCUCGUUGAAGAUGCAAAGCAGGCGUCUCUCACCAUAGGCUACCGUCUGUCCCUCAUCGACAUGGGCCUGGUGAUAGAGUACCUGAUAGGAGGGGGGUACCGCAGCACCUACACGAGGAAAAACUUCAGAGCUGCCUACAGGACAAAGGGCAAAGAGGGUGCACAGGACAGUUGCAGCCCUUUGUCUAAACAGAAAGAAGGAUCAGCAUCUACCCCUGGGCGGAGGCAUUUCAUUAGAACGGCCCAACCAUACAAACGCAAGGCGCAAGACACGCCACACAGCAGCGGCAAGGAGAAAUCGCUGACCCCCGGCCUCGGUGCCGCUCCUCUGCUGGUGCCCCUUAACUUCAACGACCUGUUUGUGUGGGCCGUGCUGCAGCAGCGGCAGCCGAUGGCCCUGUUCCUGUGGCAGCACGGGGAGGAGGCGCUGGCGCGUGCCACCGUGGCGUGUAAGCUUUAUCGCUCCAUGGCGUUUGAGGCGCGACAGAGCAGCAUGGCCGACGACAUUGCAGAACAGUUAAAGACUUAUUCACUUGAGUUCGGUCAGCUGGCGGUGGAUGUGUUGGACUGUGCCUUCCGUCAGAACGAGCAGAUGGCCAUGAAGCUGUUGACUUCGGAGAUGGAGGCGUGGAGUAAGUUCACCUGUCUGCAGAUGGCCGUGUCCUCAUGUCAUAGGCCAUUCGUCUCCCAUUCCUGCACUCAGACCCUCCUCACAGAUAUCUGGACUGGCCCACUGAACAUGAGGAAAAACUCUUUCCUUAAGAUAACUUUGAGUCUUCUUUUACCACCUGCUAUCUUUCUGCUGGAGUUUAAAAGCAAAGCUGAAAUGUGUCAUUUGCCACAAUCGCAUGAGGCGAUGCUGUUUGGACGCGACUCCACAAACUCAGGAACAGCCCAUGAGAAAAGUGAUUACAUGGGCAGUCUGGAUGCAGAGCAAGGCCUGCCCGUCCACGAAGGUUCUGUCUCUGAGACGGUGUCCUCUGUGACCAUGCGGUGUCUGUCCUGGAUCACGACAUGCAAUGAAUUUUAUGGAACUCCUGUUGUUAAGUUUUGGUUUCACACUAUGUCAUACUUGGCCUUUCUGAUGCUGUUCUCCUACGUUGUCCUGGUGAAGAUGGAGGAUGAGCCCAGUGUUCAGGAGUGUCUCGUCAUCAUGUACAUUUUGUCCACUGCAGUGGAGAAAACCAGAGAGGUCCUGAUGUCUGAGCCAAGCAACCUGAGCCAGAAGCUCAAGGUUUGGUUCUCAGAGUACUGGAACGCUUCCGAUUGCAUUGCCACCCUCCUCUUCAUGGCCGCACUAGCGCUGCGUUGGAAUGCUGACCCUUACCGGACGGCAGGACGCGUUAUCUACUGUCUGGACAUCAUCUUCUGGUUCGUCAGGGUGAUGGAUCUCCUGGCUGUCAAUAAGCACGCCGGUCCUUAUCUCACCAUGAUCACUAAGAUGACCAGAAACAUGUUCUUCAUUGUGGUGAUGAUGGCCAUAGUGCUGCUGAGCUUCGGGGUGUCCAGGAAGGCCAUUCUCUCCCCAUCUGAGGAGCCAUCGUGGCGUCUAGCUCGAGACGUAGUCUUCCAGCCCUACUGGAUGAUCUUUGGGGAGGUUUAUGCAGACAAGAUAGACGCAUGUGCCAAUGAUGAACCAUGUCCUCCUGCUUCCUUCCUUACAAUAUUCCUCCAGGCCGUCUAUAUGUUCUUCCAGUAUAUCAUCAUGGUGAACGUCCUUAUAGCAUUUUUUAACAACAUCUACUUAAACAUGGCAUCAACAUCCAAUAAACUGUGGAAGUACAACCGCUAUCGCUACAUCAUGACGUACCAAGAAAAGCCGUGGCUGCCUCCGCCCUUCAUUCUCCUCAGUCACAUUACACUGGGUCUGAGAGCCAUUGUCAGGAGGUGUACUGGAGACGCUGAGCGGGAAGAGAGACGCUCUGGACUCAAGCUCUACCUGGACCGUGAGGAUCAUAAGAAGCUCCAUGAGUUUGAGGAGACAUGUGUGCAAGCCUACUUCCACAAGAAGAGCGAAGAUCUUCACAGCAGUCAAGUUACCAGGAUCAGAGAAACGCAAGAAAGAGCUGAGGAGAUAUGCACGAUGAUGGGCGAGGUCUCGGAGAGAGUCAGCUUCAUUCAGAACAGCCUGUCGGACCUGGACGGGCAGCUUGGGCAGCUCCAGGACCUGUCGGUACUGGCUGUGGACACGCUCACUCUGCUCUCGGCCUCUGACAGCCUUCAUCAGGAGGAAGCACGCCUGGCUUCAUGUCGACCCAGCACUGCGUCACGACGUGUCCUCCCUCACAGCUGGACCCUCUUACACAGAAGUGGACCAGACUGUGAUGUUGUUAACAUCCGACGUCUGCUGGCCAAGUCUUGUAAAAGUACUCCUCCCUCUCUGCUGAAGGGACACACUCUGGUGACAAGUAGGUGGACAUCACAGGAGUGCCAUGUUGGAGGCAGAGGGAGCAGGGGAGGAAGACAAGGGCCUGAGGAGGAAGGUUCAAAAGAGGAUUCACACUCUGCGACUCUUGACUAUACCAAUGACAAUUUAAUGGGACUUCCCAGACCUGCAUCCCACGCUUCCUUCUCUCAUUCUUACGGAGUCCAUCUUGGUAUCAGAGAUCACACACCAUCUGAGUCUUGUGUAACAUCCCGCUGUGCGUCACCUCUUUCCCCAAGAGGCUUAGAUUCGCCGUAUCAUAAACUCUGGACGUGGGACCCAUGUCUGUAUCCCAGCCAGGAGGAGACUUCCAUGGAAGAGGAGGACGAGGGAGAACAAGAACAUGAUGAAAACAAAGAUGAUGAGCAAGAGCAAGUAGAGGAAAAGACACACAGUCCACUGCCUGAUACAGAGCUCUCCAGAUCCUCUAGCUGUGCCGUACUUCUGCCUAAGUGUCAGGACGUCUCUGAGGGUUUGAUAAAUCCUGCCUUUUCUCAGGAUGAUAACUCGACAUUGUCUCAGUCUAAGCCUUGCACUCAUCGGGAAAGAUCUAUGAAGUCUCUCAGGUUGAAGUGUCUCUACAGGGAUCGCCCCUAUGGCUACUGCAGGUCUCUGUCAUCGAGCAUGGAGAACAUGACUUUCGGUGGGGCGCCCAUCAGUCCAACAAGAGGAUCAUUUCCUUUUCUUCAUGAGCAACUGAACAAAGAGACUUUGAAAGAGGAAAGGCGCUUCAGAGAUGACUCUUCAUUACAGUACAGCAGGAGCAAAGAGUGGUCCAAGUCCUCUGACUUCACUAACGCCCUGGACAACACAGGCCAAAGCUACAACAGGAAGACAGUGAAGAUACGAGAGGACAGUCCAGAUACUUCCCAUUUGUCUGACGCCUGCUGGAGAAGACGCCGGAGAUUAAGAGGAGAAUCUGCAUGUUGGUCGGCUUCCACCAGCCUCAACCAGCUCAAUUUGGAACCCAUGGAUUUGUUCCAAAAGCAUAUGUUUUCCUAUCAGGAUGUGUGGAGCCCCACUCAUUCUGCAUGGAACAGUUGGGCCAGACCUAUGAGCCGCAGGUCUUCUUUGCAAAGUGGCCUUGGAGCUGAAGCCAGAACUCCUUUGUUCCAGUCCACCGAAAAUUUAUAUCCACACUAUUCAGCUAUGGAGAGAAACAAUUUGAUGAGACUGGCUCACACGAUCCCAUUUACUCCAGUUUCCAUCAUGGGAGGUGAGGAGGUGAGCAUCUACUGCCUAGAGGACGUGCCCUCUGAUGCCGACCCAGAAUGCACUGCGGGCUCCUCCUGGUCGUCGAAAGGUCUGUCUGCAAUGCUGCAGCCCCUGUCCAGUGAGGAGGGUUCUCUAGAUGGGGGUCUCCGACUAGGCUGUAGAGUUCUGUGUACGUGGGCAGAGCAGGACGUCCUCAGACCAGGUCUGGUGUAUGUGGUCAAAGCCUUCAGGCCAGAGGUGGUUCGCGCCUGGCAGAGGUACUUCCCUGGUAGCACCGCUCUACAGCUUUGUUUAAGGGAAAUUCAACAGCAAAGAGCAGCCCAGAAGAUGAUGCAGGUAUUUAACCAGGUCAAACCUGAGGACAUACACCACUCGCCAAAAUUUCUAGAUGUAUCGCUGGUCCUGUGGCAUUCUAACGGCCAGUGGCUGACUAUUGAAAGGAACAUGUCUGGUGACUUUAGCAAGUAUAACAACAACACAGGGGAAGAGAUCGCCCCCUGCUGCUCACUGGAGGAAAUGCUGCUGUCCUUCUCCCACUGGACCUAUGAAUACUCAGGCAGAGAGCUCCUAGUGCUGGAUAUACAAGGCGUUGGAGAACAGCUGACUGAUCCUUCAGUCAUUAUGGCAGACGACCAAAGUGGUACCAAGGGCGAGGUGCUUUUUGGUCCAGAUAACCUUGGAGACGCUGCCAUCACCAGCUUCCUGCAGAAACACUGUUGUACUGUUUACUGCCAGCGCUUGGGCUUAAAAGAUUUAAGGAAGUGUCCGGACAUCUGUGAGAGCACGCGUGAGGGAAAGCCAAUAUCCAGGGAGGAAGAGCAUGAAAGCAUGGUGUAACCUUUGACUGAGGAAGCAGGGAAAAGAAAUGACACGUGCACCUGAAUCAACACGUGUGUCAAGAUAUAUCUAUAUAAUGAUUUAGAGAAUUAUUUUUAGUUUGAAUUGAAAUGUUUUACACUGAGACAGUCACUUUUGUUAAUAUUUUACACUAUGUGUUGUAUAAAUUCUCCCUUGUUUGGGUAAAAUAUUAAAAAGAAUAUUAAAAA